CAUUCAACGUCAUGCGUCAUUCCAAAUGUCACCGCACGCAAUUCCCCACAGUCACCACCACAAACAACCAAUAAUGAUUUUCAGUCCACGCGCAGCGCAAGUCGUCGUGGUCGUCGCCGUCGCCGUCGUCGCGUUGCAAUAACCCGGCUCGCGCAUCAUUACCACCUUACAAACCACGUCAAUUACAACAAAAAUCACAAUGAGAUAAAGAUAAACCAACACACGCAUUCAACAACACAGCAGCAUAAAUCAGUAUUACCUACAUCUACAUGGGGUUAUAACACAUCAUCACCUCACCGAAAAUCCACACAAAUUGUAAAAAAAUGCUGCUCUCGUGCCACGGCCUGUCGUCGUCGACAACUUUCCACCUCUUCGUCAACUACUUCCUCUUCUGCUGCUUCAUCUCGUACGCCAACAGCAUGAAGAACGUCAUCUACGCGGUGAACUGCGGCGGCGACGCGCACACCGACGUCCACGGCGUCCACUACGAGCGUGAUCCUCUUCACACACGCAUUGGUAUAUCCUCAGACUAUGGUAAACGCCUCUCCAUCGGACGCGUGCAUCCAAACGAUAAUAUUUUGUAUCAAACCGAGCGAUAUCAUACCAAUACUUUUGGUUAUGAUAUUCCGAUCACUUCGGAUGGAGAUUAUGUUUUGGUGCUGAAAUUCUGCGAGGUGUAUUUUGCUGCUCCGGAUCAAAAGGUGUUUGAUGUCAUGCUCAAUGGGGAACACACAAUCAUCAGUGAUUUAGACAUUUAUGAUAAAGUCGGACGAGGCGUUGCUCAUGAUGAAUACAUUCCAUUUACUAUAAGCAAAGGUCGCCUAUUUUAUAGUGGUGAAGAUUCCGAAAUACGUGGCAAUAAAAUCCGUGUGGAAUUCAUCAAAGGAUUCAAAGACAACCCGAAAAUCAACGCGAUGUUCGUGAUAAAAGGUAAAAUGGAGCAUGUUCCGCGUUUGCAGACGUUGGCUGAACCAGAGCCAAUGCAGAGUGACUGGCCGAAGAAAAAAGAAGACGAUGAUGAUUUUGUGCCUAAGAAUCGCCGGCCGAGUGGGCCGAAAAUGCCUGAUCCUUACACUCUGGAUGAUUCCUCGGCAAUGCUGCCGAUUUUCAUCGCGCUCGGCGCGUUUGUACCGUUCCUCUUUUGCCUCUGCAAGUUGUGAUUGUUUGCAGGCGACCAGCACACUGAGCACAAAUGACGGCCACACACAAAAAGACGAAAUAAUCUUAGGUAUUUGUUGUGAUGACGUGAGUUACGAUGGUAUGGUUUUAAUUGAGGUUAUGAGUUGAGUUGAGGUUUGGUGUUUCCCCUUUUUUUUUCUUUACAAUGAUGAUGGUCAAUUAGUCAAAGGUCAGGAGGAGGACAUCAUGGCUUGCACCAGUUGUACUUAAAUUAUUUACUUAUUUCCAGUAGAAUGGAUUUAACUGUUUCUUGAUUUAGAUUAUCGCAUUUAUAUUUAUACAUAGAUUAUUAUCUUCGAUUUUCAUAUAUUAUGGAAACUUGCAUUUUUACAUUAUUUACGAUCGAACGGUAUGGACUUACAAGUACAAUUUAGUUUGUAAGAAAACUAUUGUUAUUGAUUUGAUUAAAUGUGAUUGCAUUUA
This is a messenger RNA of Dalotia coriaria, 1602 nucleotides long. RefSeq names its product malectin-A. NCBI's taxonomy places the organism in Eukaryota, Metazoa, Arthropoda, Insecta, Coleoptera, Staphylinidae. The transcript has 2 exons. Gene Ontology annotation, molecular function: carbohydrate binding. The record is from RefSeq and is a predicted model, not a curated record. The coding region runs from base 324 to 1160 and encodes 278 amino acids. Gene Ontology annotation, cellular component: membrane.